CGCGCGCCCCCGCGUGGUAGUGGCAGUGCGCGCUCCCGCGGGGUGGUGGCAAGGCCGCGCCCUCCCCGGCCCCGCCCCCUCAUUGUCCUGCCGCAAUUUCCACCGACCCCAAGGCCCGCCCGAGCCGCCGCUCCUUUUUGCGGCUCGGGAGCACCGACGUCUGGCCGCUGGGAUUCCCCUCGUCCUCCUGCAGCCCAGGGCAGCCCCGCGGCCUCAAAGGCCCCAUCCCACCCGGCCCCGUGGAUCCUGGCACCUUCGGAGGGCUGCGCGCCGCAGGUUUCAGGUCCUCUUUGAAUUCCCUGAUGAGAAAGGAUCGGCCAAGGCCCUAUGUCCUUGCUGAGCCUAGCAGCCACGGAGUGAAUCAGGGUGGAAUGAGCCAAGAGGGAGACAGAGUAUCCCAAGGGACUUCUGACACCAGGCCUGAGGAGCUCCUCAAAUCCCCGCAUGCCCCUUUCUGGACUCCAAGGAGCAGCCUCCCAACUCCCUGGCCUGGGUGCUGUCCAAGACCUUCCAACACCUGCUCCAAGAAACAGCCCCAGGAAGUCCUGCCCACCGACAAGGCCAUCUGGUGUGCUUCACAACUCCAGCCACAGCAGAGGCGUGGCCUAUGUGGGUAACACCAUGAGGGGGCAAGACAGAGAAAGGAAAGGAGUAUGGGCAGGAGCUGGGGGAGCCCUGGCCCCCAAUACCUCCUCCCCCUUCCCCCCUGAGCCUCCGGAGGCCUCAGGCAGCAUCAUUCCGGUCUACUGUGCCCUCCUGGGCACUGUGGUCCUCGGUCUGCUUGCCUAUGUGGCCUUCAAAUGCUGGCGCUCACAUAAGCAAAGACAGCAGCUGGCUAAAGCUAGGCCUGCAGAGCUGGGGCCCCUCAGCAGGGACCAGAGGCAUGACGACAGCAGCGUCUUCCUGGACUCUCCUAGUGGUCUAGAGCCCUGUGCCUCCAGCCAGGGGGUGCCCCCUGACCUUGGCUGCCGACUUUAUCUUCACCUCCCUCGGCAGCAGCAGGAGGAAGUGGAGCGGCUCCUGGAGGUGCCAGGCGAACCUGACAAGGCCUGGCAGGGCCUGGCAGGUCAUCUUGGGUACCAGGCUGAGGCUGUAGAGACCAUGGCCCAGGGCCAGGUGCCAGCCUAUACCCUGCUGAGGGACUGGGCCAUCCAAGAGGGCAGCAGAGCUACCCUGAGGGUACUGCAGGAUGCCCUGGCUGCCAUGGGCCGGGAAGAUGUCGUUCGGGUCCUGGGAUCCCCAGGGGAGGGCUGCUCUGUGGUGUGAGUGAUGUCCCCACAGCCUGCUCUGCUGGAUCCCUACCACCCCUGCCUCCCCGGGGCACAACUUCCCUUCACUGGCUUCUAGCGUUGCGGGCUUUGGGUUGCGCUGUUCUGGGGAGAACACAGGAUCCAGCAGCAACCCACAUCCCCCUUGUGCCACCAGGACAUGGAGGGGAGUAGGCAGUGAGGGGCAAUCCUGCCCUCCCAGUCCCCACAGCGCCUCCCCUUAGCCAGCCUCAACUACUUUUGCUACUUUUGUAUCCUAUAUUAAAGGUGACUUUGGACUUUU
This is a messenger RNA of Heterocephalus glaber (naked mole-rat), 1551 nucleotides long. The record is from RefSeq and is a predicted model, not a curated record. Lineage: Eukaryota; Metazoa; Chordata; Mammalia; Rodentia; Bathyergidae.